Penicillium crustosum is the source of this 285-nucleotide messenger RNA. RefSeq lists its product as uncharacterized. NCBI's taxonomy places the organism in Eukaryota, Fungi, Ascomycota, Eurotiomycetes, Eurotiales, Aspergillaceae. The coding region runs from base 1 to 285 and encodes 94 amino acids. The transcript has a single exon. The record is from RefSeq and is a predicted model, not a curated record.
AUGGUUGUUCCUUGGGGACAGCAUCCCAGAGACGAAUGGGGCUCUCCUGGUAUAUAUGGCGGUCAGCCGGCUGACCCGGGAGUUGUGGAGAGAUACAUGUGGCUGUCAUCUGAAACUGCGCAGAAGAUUGAAGACGAAUCCAGCGGAAUCUACAACGAUAGCGCGGAUACUGGCUACUUGUAUAUUGAAGAUGAUGAUCCGGAGAACGAACUUUGGCUGAAGCUCUCACGUCCUCUAAAGCAUAUGACGUCCUUCGAAAUGGAAGAUUGGGAGGAUGAAAGCUAG